UCGACCGGCUUGGCCCCUCGUCUAUACAGCUGCUGGAAAUCGCCAUACAAAUGCUGAUCCGCUGCAACUUGCUCCGGCCUCAGGCCGUCGAAGGAGUCGCAUGGCCAGCCCUGAAACGAUACGUCUCUGUUAUGCACCUGGCAAGCGUGUCCUCCCGGCCGUUCGUGCGCCAUCCACCGCACAUUCUUGGCAGGCUGGUGCCGAUUCCACCAACCGGGCAACGGAUUGCCUUGCUGGGAUUAUCGACACACGCAAGGCAGCUCAUGCAGAAGCCCUCUUCGCCGCAAGUCAACGGUCCUGUUGUCACGGAUGCCAUCGCCAAACCAAACCCCGGGCCAGUCUUGGAACACAAAUCUGAUCCCGACACCGAGGCACUGGCCAGCUCGCCGACAAACGGGCAGACAGCUCCCAAGAUCAACGACCACAUCGCCAGGCCGGAAGACGGCCCGGACUCCAAGGAUAACUCGGCGCCACAUGAGCUGCGAUGGAAGGAUGCACCGGCCUUCCAGUUUGGUGUCUACCAAGAGCUCAGCAAAGCCCAGCUCGCUGCACUCGUUGUGCUGACGACCAUGGCCGGCUAUGCCAUGGCGCCGGGGGCAACGGAUGUCGCAACGUUGCUGUGGACGACCGUGGGCACCACGCUCUGCGUUACCUCGGCCAAUUCGAUCAACCAGUGGAUCGAGGCACCGUACGAUGCGCAAAUGGCCCGCACCCGCACCCGGCCGCUCGUCCGGCAUGCGCUGAGUCCCGGCCAUGCGUUCACGGCUGGCAUCACCUCGGGCAUUGCGGGAGUGGGUCUUCUGACGUAUUUCGUCAACCCGAUCACAGCGGUCCUGGGCGGAUUCAAUAUUCUGCUCUAUACCUGCGUCUACACGCCGCUGAAGCGCACGUCCAUCUCCAACACCUGGGCCGGAGCCGUCGUGGGGGCGAUCCCGCCGAUGAUGGGAUGGACAGCUUGCACCUCGACCCUGGACCCUGGCGCCUGGAUCCUCGGUGCAUUCCUGUACGCCUGGCAGUUCCCACACUUCAAUGCCUUGAGCUGGAAUCUGCGACCGGACUACUCCAAGGCUGGCUACCGAAUGGCAUCGGUCGUCGAUCCGGCACUCAACGCCCGAGUAGCCCUGCGUUACAGCCUCCUGCUGUUCCCCCUGAGCUUGGCUGUGCCCUACAUCGGGCUGACGACGCCGUGGUUCAUCGUGACGAGCAGCGUGGUGAACGGCAUCCUGCUGGCGGGCGCGAUCCAGUUCUGGAGAAAGUCGACGGACAAGAGCGCCCGGCAGCUCUUUUUCGGGUCGCUGAUCCAUCUCCCGGUGAUAUUGGCCCUGAUGAUGGUGCACAAGAAGCGGCCCGACGACGACGAGGAGAAGGAAGAGAAACGAGAGGAGACUACUGCUGCCGAGUCUGGCUGAGAGGAAUCGAGGCGGAUGCAAACGAACGCAAAAUAACACCUAUGCGAGGCCGUGAGCCGCAGCUUGGCAAUACAUUGCAUUUGCAUGCCAA
Polychytrium aggregatum is the source of this 1500-nucleotide messenger RNA. RefSeq names its product UbiA prenyltransferase family-domain-containing protein. Gene Ontology annotation, biological process: heme biosynthetic process. The record is from RefSeq and is a predicted model, not a curated record. Gene Ontology annotation, molecular function: protoheme IX farnesyltransferase activity. The transcript is spliced from 2 exons. The coding region runs from base 51 to 1409 and encodes 452 amino acids. Gene Ontology annotation, cellular component: mitochondrion; membrane. NCBI's taxonomy places the organism in Eukaryota, Fungi, Chytridiomycota, Chytridiomycetes, Polychytriales.